Molecule: messenger RNA, 1758 nt
Organism: Eremothecium sinecaudum
Lineage: Eukaryota; Fungi; Ascomycota; Saccharomycetes; Saccharomycetales; Saccharomycetaceae
Gene: MCD1
Product: kleisin alpha
Exons: 1
Coding region: 1-1758 (585 amino acids)
Biological process (GO): replication-born double-strand break repair via sister chromatid exchange; synaptonemal complex assembly; mitotic sister chromatid cohesion
Cellular component (GO): cohesin complex; synaptonemal complex
Molecular function (GO): protein binding; chromatin binding
Source: RefSeq, a predicted model, not a curated record
AUGAGUGAACAACGUCAAAAUUAUCCCUCCAUCGUCCAACUAGCAGGUAAAAAUGGACCUUUGGCACAAAUAUGGCUUGCUUCAACUUUAACCAACUUGAACAGGUCUUAUUUGAAAACUAAUAUUUUGCAGUCAGUCGAGGAAAUCUCUAAAGUAACAAGCGGAGACUAUGAAAGCGACGCGCUAGAACCAGUCACAUUACGCGUUUCAGGAGAACUACUCCAUGGUGUUGUAAGAGUAUAUUCGCAAAAGGCUAACUACCUACUAUCCGAUAUAUCUGAUUUAUUGCAAAAGAUAAACUCCCUAUUUAGGGGGAAUAUACAGAGAGGUUCCACCGUGAAUAUCGACACAGUUCUCAGGAUUGAUCAAUUGAUUCUUCAAGAUACCGUCACCGAAAUGGAUGUUUUGGCAGUACCAGCAUUAGAAUUGGAUGAUAAUGAGACCCAUCCGAAUUUGUUAGAACGUGGACAUUCUAUGGAUAGGCAAGUGCAGGGAGCUAAUGCAAUGGGGAAGACGGCUCCUUGGGAUUUAUCUUUGGAAGUUGGUAGACGGUUUGCCCCUGACGAUGACCUUGGGCAGCAGAGCUCUAUAUUGGACCUUAAUUUUGAGUUAAGUGGGGACAAUUCGAAAUCAUGGGGUGAGGGCACCCACAAUUCAGAAUUCAAUAAUGAAAACUCAGGAACGCCACAAUCUGAUCAUAAUGAGACUGUUGGUAAUCUGCCUGACGAUCUUCCUGAUGAUAAUAUGGAUUGGGAUUUGGGUGUCGUUCAACAAGACCACGAAGACUCUGAAUCGGGCUCUGAACAUGACAGUAUAGAAGUAGGAAGAAAAAUGUCAAAUAAUUCGAUUUUACAUGAAACGGCUGAGUUCGGUUUUGACCUCGAGGUUUCCAAAGAUCCCUUUCAAGAUGCGAUUGAAGAACAGGAAGAGGCUUUGAGUGCCCAUGGACCCGUCAAAGCCACACCAAAACGUAGCAAAAAUACCAACUUGAUCAACGUUAAGAGGAUUCAUGUGGACUCAGAAUACGAACUUAAAGAUUCGGUGGUAAAAGGAGGACCUUCUGCCGAAAUAAUAUCAGAUGAUACACUUGAACGUUCUAUUGAACCAAAUAAGAAGAGAAAGUGGUCUGAGCUGGCUUCAGCAAUAGAUUUUCUACCUAAUUAUUCAGUUAAUCACUUUUCACCAUUGAGUGUAUAUUUCAAGAAGGCAAAGCAUUUCGAAACUCCAAAUGCUGACCAUGAAGAGGAAUUUGUUCUUGAUGAUCAUAUUGAUAUGUCUUUAGGACUGGAUGAAACAUUGUUUGAUAAUUCUUCAAUACAUGCUGGAACAGAAGAGGAAAUUCCUCCUGCAGAUCAGUCUGGCAUUGAGGGGCAUCCAUCUAUCCCAUCCAGUGCAGCCACGGAACAACCUGAUAUGCAUGAAUUCUCUCAUAUAUCGGAAAGCGAAAUCACACAAAUAAAGCCCACUCAAGAAGUUCGGCUAGAUACAGGCGAGCUUGUCUCUAAAUCUACAGUUGAGAUGGCAAACGCCGUAAGGACAACAUUCAUAAAUAAACAACAAGCCACUUUUGACGAGCUUUUAAAAACCAGGUACAGUUCAAAUUUGACUGAUCUUACCAAAAGCGAAGUUAGUAAAGCGUUUUUCGAACUGUUAGUAUUAGCUACAGCUGAGUGUAUUGAUAUCAGUCAGCAGCAGACUUUUGGGGAAAUAACGGUUAAUAGCAACGGACAGUUGUACGAGAAAUUCAUAGAAGCUUAA